This is a messenger RNA of Chara braunii, 1039 nucleotides long. The record is from the annotation of a GenBank genome assembly. NCBI's taxonomy places the organism in Eukaryota, Viridiplantae, Streptophyta, Charophyceae, Charales, Characeae.
GCGGAAGACCGAGUUUCAGCGACCAGCCUACCGUAGCGCGCAGGAGGGCGUCCAAGUUCAGGUCCGGAGCGAUGGCACGAUUGACGUUUCCGAUGGCAGCGCUGGCUGCCGUGCUUCUGAUCGCUGCUGCAUCCACCGCCAGCGCGGAUUGCCCGCCCAAGGUGACCAUAGACUACGUCACUUAUGCCGGCACCGGCUGCAACUGGGGGAACACGAACUACGUGAUUUCGCCGGACUAUUCCACCGUCACGUUCAUCUUCGGCGGCAUGGUUGCCACAACCGACGCAGGGCUCGCCGAGAAGAGGAAGUUCUGCCAGCUCUCCUUCGCGCUGAAGUAUCCUGACGGGUGGAUUUUCACGCUGGGGAAGGCGACCGGCCGCGGGUUCGCAGCCAUCGGCGCAAACUCGCUGGGCGUCUACGAGUCGAGCUACUACUUCUCCGGACAAACGGGCACGCCCACCAUCAGCCGCACAUUCUACGGCCCGCAAAGCAGGAGCUUCGAGGCCACGGACCGCUUCGCGACCUUCGUGUGGAGCCAGCGCAACAGCGUUCCCAACCUGAACAUCAAGACGGUGGUCAGGGUGCAAGGCCGCAAGGCCGCAAUGUUUCUCGACUCCCAAGACACCAAGUUCCGUCUGGCCUUCGCCAUCCUCUGGAAGAGGUGCUAAGCAGCGAACCACAUCAUCUGUCAGGGUGACGAAGUCCGGCAGCAGGAGGGCGAGAGGAGAGGACAUUCGUCUUCAAAGCAUCGUCUGCUGUGAAGAGUCCGAUGAGACGGAGGAACGGCAGGUUGUACCAGCUUUGGGAAAGGCGAUCUCUGCAGUAACGAGUGCCAUAACACUGUGAAGGGACGAAUUCCAGGGCCUUCCGCCCUUCUAGUAGUUGUAGAUGGAGCAGGCAAGGAGUCGAUGGUUGCAAGUAUAGCCCAAGCAGGGCACUCGCCCAUCUCAGUAGCUCAGUUUAUUGGGUUAUAUGCUGUUCGUCCCUCUUCGCUGCCAUACACUUGGUAUGGCUGCUUAAUAUACUUGCGGACUCAUAG